Messenger RNA from Rhinichthys klamathensis goyatoka, 2524 nucleotides. It is a transcript of the gene rab39bb, whose product is annotated as RAB39B, member RAS oncogene family b. The transcript has 4 exons. Gene Ontology annotation, molecular function: GTP binding; GTPase activity. Gene Ontology annotation, cellular component: Golgi membrane. Bases 346 to 987 code for a protein of 213 amino acids. Gene Ontology annotation, biological process: Rab protein signal transduction. NCBI's taxonomy places the organism in Eukaryota, Metazoa, Chordata, Actinopteri, Cypriniformes, Leuciscidae. The record is from RefSeq and is a predicted model, not a curated record.
UAUGGUACUGGUGCUGAUGCGGAAUGAGUCAGGCUAUAUGAUGCUUCUGCUGUCUGUCGCUUCCAUUUCAUCAGCACAAAACAUCCAAACAUUUCUCCAUCUUCCAAGCGUGGAUCAAAACAUGACAGGCGUAAAUCAUCUUUGACUUCCACGCGACUUUGAUCCCGGCAGGGACCAUUUUAACAACACGUCGACUCACAUUUAGCAACAUCCAAGCAAUAGACCGCCUACGCGGAGCAGUUAAGCGGUUUCUAAAGAGGCUUCAAUCCUUUAAAGAUUAUGGAAUCUGCCGUUUGGUAGCUUUGAAACGACCAAACAAAACAAAAAAACAACACCUGAAUAGACAUGGAAGCAAUUUGGCUUUACCAAUUUCGACUGAUUGUCAUCGGGGACUCCACUGUUGGAAAAUCAUGUUUAAUCAGGCGAUUCACAGAAGGCCGGUUUGCGCAGGUGUCGGACCCGACGGUCGGGGUGGAUUUUUUCUCCCGCCUGGUGGAGAUCGAACCUGGGAAACGCAUUAAACUGCAGAUUUGGGACACGGCAGGCCAGGAACGCUUCAGGUCUAUUACCAGAGCGUACUACCGUAACUCUGUGGGAGGUCUGCUGCUCUUCGACAUAACCAACCGUCGCUCCUUCCAGAACGUUCACGAGUGGCUAGAGGAAGCACGCAGCCACGUGCAGCCCCACAGCAUUGUCUUCCUGCUGGUCGGCCACAAAUGUGAUCUGGAACCACAGCGUCAGGUGAGCCGGCAAGAGGCUGAGAAGCUAGCGGCUGCGUACGGCAUGCGCUAUGUGGAAACUUCAGCACGUGAUGCCAUAAACGUGGAGAGGGCAUUUACGGAGCUAACACGGGAUAUAUUCGAGCUGGUAAAGAGUGGGGAGAUUACCAUCCAGGAAGGCUGGGAGGGAGUGAAGAGCGGGUUCGUACCAAACGUGGUGCAUUCGUCAGAAGAAGUGACAAAGGGUGAUCGUCGAUGUUUCUGUUGAGUCAGCAAUUACCACCCUGGUACCUAUCAAACCUUUGGGCCCUGGUGGACAAAAGAACUGCUUCCUCCAAUCACAGGGUCAGUCUUCAACUCCCUGAUUAUGACAUCAUCAUCCCCUUCCUGCCUGCUGAAUGCCUAAUCGAGUCCCACCAUGCCCUAUUGCUUCACUUUUCUAUACUACUUUGCUCAUUUCCCUAAUCACACAAUCUUGUAUAUGGCCAAAAUGAACUCUGUUGACUGCUGAGAAUGUAAGGUUAGUAAAUAACCUAUUGCAGAACCCAUACCGAAAAGGCCAGUCAGAACUAUAUCUGCACUUUAACUGUAUCUGCACAUCUGCCAUUAUUCUAUUGAGCCACGAAAGUUAAACUUCCCAAAUAAAGAUGUUUUAGCUUUGGAUAUCUCCCGUAUCCGGGACUAAGCUCCAGGUAUCUUCUACUGGUUUUUAUCAUGGGAGAGAUAAAAGACUAACAGAAGUUUAACUUGCUUACUUCACAGAUGAAUGCUGGGAUACCCAUUUCUGGUGACUCAAAGAUCUCAGACUUGAAAAAUGUGAUUGCUGGAGGUGUGAUGUGUCUGAUUAUUGACUUUUAGCAACAGGAAAGACAAAAGGAAGGAGAUAAAAUGCAAUAUACUACAUGAAGAAUUCCAAGACUGAAAAAAAAAACAUGACCUGUAAUGUUUCUGAAUAAUUCCCUUGUCAACCAAAACUAGAUUUUCAAUUUUAAUUGUGGUGUGAGACAAGUAUGUCACUCAGAUGGUAUGAUAGUCCAUAAUAUCAUCCAAGAGGUUUGUUUUAAUGAUGUAAUGUGAAGAUUGAUAAGGGACUACUGAAAGUACAUCCAUGAGCCCCAGAUGGAUUAUUCAAUUUGUGCAUUAUUUUACAAUUAAUAACAUUUCACUUAUCACACAUUACCACAAGAGGCCUCUGGUGCUCACCAGAAUUACAAAUAAACCUUAAUCUGUUGUUAGGUACAUCUUUUACACCUUUAGCCCAAAGAGUGUUUCUGAUGUUACAGCUUGUGAUUGUACUAUCUAAUGUGAAAAAAGCAAGCUCUUCCUUUAGGUUUCCACACUGCCCAGUGAGGGCAUUGUACACGUUCAUAUAUUCUGUAUCCAUAGAGCUUGCAUUGCCAUGUAUUUAUCCAUUACUUUAUUCAUCUAUCUAUAGCAUCUUUACUUUUUGAAAUGACUUGCUCUUCACUUUCACUCUCAUCCCUAACAAAAUAAACCCAUAGCCGCUUUCUCAAAUCUGAUUGGAGAUGAUGUGUCAAUACUGUCCAUAACUGUGCACAAUUGGCUGAGUAGUUAAUAUGUCACAUUAUUGGAUAAAAUUAAGCCAUUUUUAAACAUGGCUGAAACAGGGUCUCAGGGAAGGACCAAAAGAUUUUGAAUUGUGUUGACCACUCGCUCUCUUUAAACUUUUUUUGAUGCUGAUGUGGAUUUGCAAGGACUGGCUGUACAAACACUACUGACUCUGUACCUCUUUAACAAGGGAACUUGAAAUGUACUACAGAUUAAAGUAACAUGUUAAAUAUGUU